GUCCGGCUCAGUUUUUAAUUCAGUGUCUAAAUCUCAGCCUCGGCGGCGCUUUCUGGGUCCCGCGGCUCCCCGGCUCCGCGCACCCCGACUGAUCUCCACCGCUUCGCCCAGCAUGGACCCCCUGCCAGAAAAAGUGAGCCCGGACGCGCGUGCCUGAGGGAUUGUGCACAAAAGAGGUGCCCAAAAUGAAGACCCUGAUGCGCCAUGGUCUGGCAGUGUGUUUAGCGCUCACCACCAUGUGCACCAGCUUGUUGCUUGUAUACAGCAGCCUCGGCGGCCAAAAGGAGCGGCCGCAGCAGCAGCAGCGGCAGCAGCAACAGCAACAGCAGCAGCAGCAGCAACAGCAGCAGCAACAGCAGCAACAGCAAAGGCAGCAGCAGCAGCAGCAAAGGCAGCAGACCGCGGCGACAGGCAAUGCACAGCCCUCGAUGGAGAGCAGCCCGCAGUCGCGCCCCGGGUCACCCCCUGCACCGCGGCCGCUGGAAGGAUACCUGGGCGUAGCGGACCACAAGCCCUUGAAGAUGCACUGCAGGGACUGUGCCCUGGUGACCAGCUCGGGACAUUUGCUGCGCAGCCGCCAAGGCCCCCAUAUUGACCAGACCGAGUGUGUGAUCCGCAUGAAUGACGCCCCCACUCGCGGUUUUGGCCGGGACGUGGGCAAUCGCACCAGCCUGCGGGUGAUUGCACAUUCCAGCAUCCAGAGGAUCCUCCGCAACCGCCAGGACCUGCUCAACGUGAGCCAGGGCACGGUGUUCAUCUUCUGGGGUCCCAGCAGCUACAUGCGGCGCGAUGGCAAGGGCCAGGUCUACAAUAACUUGCAGCUCCUGAGCCAAGUGUUGCCCCGGCUCAAGGCCUUCAUGAUCACGCGCCACAAAAUGCUGCAGUUUGAUGAGCUCUUCAAGCGUGAGACGGGUAAAGACAGGAAGAUCUCUAACACUUGGCUCAGUACUGGUUGGUUCACAAUGACAAUUGCACUGGAGCUCUGUGACAGAAUCAAUGUUUAUGGCAUGGUGCCUCCGGACUUCUGCAGGGAUCCCAAUCAUCCUUCAGUCCCUUACCACUACUAUGAACCUUAUGGAACCGAUGAAUGUACAAUGUACCUCUCCCAUGAGCGAGGAAGGAAGGGCAGUCAUCACCGUUUUAUCACAGAGAAACGUGUCUUUAAAAACUGGGCACGGACAUUUAAUAUCCACUUUUUUCAACCUGACUGGAAACCAGAAUCAGUUGCUAUAAGUCAUCCUGAGAAUAAACCUAUAUUCUGAGUGUACCAGUCCAAAAUCUCAAGUACUCACUAUUUCAGACACCAGGGCACUAAUCUUUCUGAGCCACCAUAAACAAAAGAACAGAACUGGGAGCAGGAAUUUAUCAAGAAAUGCCAGGAACAGAUGCCUAUGAAGCAUGACUGCAAAACAAUGAAGAUGACAUUUAAGAAAAACUUUUCAAAUUAAUACUUCCUAAUGAGUGUUGUCUCUUUCCAAGGAGAUUAUUUGAAGAGACUCACACUCUUUUCAGUGAUGCUGCCAUCACAAUGAACUUUUUGGAUCUAUUUAAGCAUUGCCUUCAAAAUUGAAACGUGAGCAACUCAAUAUUGGUUGCAUUCCUUUAUAGAAUUACUGUAUCAAAAGACAAUUUUUUUAUCAAGCUGUAUCCUAACCUAAGCUAUAACCAUUGUCGUUUGUUGGAUUCUGUGUGUGUGAUUUGUAUAAAGCUGCCUAAAACUAUGGACCUGAUUUCUGAAGAGCACAUCACCGCUGACUUUCAUAAAACAAAUGCCCACUAUUUAUGUAGUGAAACUUUUUUAGUGUACUCUAGGCCAGUAUUUUUAUAGAUUAUGUUUAUGUGGAAAUUUAUCUUUCUAACUCUUUAAUCCUGAAGUGUGGUUGGAAAAGACCUAGA
This is a messenger RNA of Suncus etruscus (white-toothed pygmy shrew), 1896 nucleotides long. RefSeq names its product ST6 N-acetylgalactosaminide alpha-2,6-sialyltransferase 5 (gene ST6GALNAC5). Gene Ontology annotation, molecular function: alpha-N-acetylgalactosaminide alpha-2,6-sialyltransferase activity. The transcript has 5 exons. NCBI's taxonomy places the organism in Eukaryota, Metazoa, Chordata, Mammalia, Eulipotyphla, Soricidae. The coding region runs from base 186 to 1262 and encodes 358 amino acids. The record is from RefSeq and is a predicted model, not a curated record. Gene Ontology annotation, biological process: oligosaccharide metabolic process; ganglioside biosynthetic process.